Molecule: messenger RNA, 5190 nt
Organism: Podarcis raffonei (Aeolian wall lizard)
Lineage: Eukaryota; Metazoa; Chordata; Lepidosauria; Squamata; Lacertidae
Gene: CSF1R
Product: colony stimulating factor 1 receptor
Exons: 21
Coding region: 176-3076 (966 amino acids)
Biological process (GO): protein phosphorylation; positive regulation of kinase activity; osteoclast differentiation
Cellular component (GO): CSF1-CSF1R complex; signaling receptor complex
Molecular function (GO): cytokine binding; macrophage colony-stimulating factor receptor activity; ATP binding
Source: RefSeq, a predicted model, not a curated record
UUCAGAAAAAGGAGAAGUUCCCACUCCAAAGAGGGAAACAGACACAGAGAACGCACUACUGAAAAAAGCUUAGCAGUAUUUUCUGCCUCAUCUAUCUCUCUUUCUCCUAAAGAAGAUCCACUGGACCAAAGCCCUGGCACGAUUCUAAUACCACAGCACACCUGUCCUGUGCAGGAUGGGCACGUUUAUUCCAGGGCCAGUGGGCCCAGCCAUCCUGACGCUCUUGGUAGCAGCUGAUAUCUGGCAUGGUUCAGCCUCUCCUACCAUCAGUCCUAAUCUCCCCACUGUGAUUGUGGAGAAGGGAGACCCGGUAAGCUUGCAUUGCUCCGGGAAUUCUAGUGUGGAGUGGGUCGGCAUAAGGAAUGAGUCUAACAUCGUGGUGUACACCAAUGGCACCCUCUACAUACCCAAGGCCAGUUACAAGGAAAAGAAAAACUACCAGUGUGCUUAUGUUAACCGUACCAGUGAGGAAACAGCAUCUGUAUCUCUCUGUGUGAAAGAUCACAGCUCAGCCUGGUGUGUCCUUAAAUCCUUCAUUAGGGUGACAGAAGGUGAGGAUGUGGUGCUGCCGUGCUUGAUCGCUAACCCAGAAUUGGCAAGCAACGUUACCCUGUGGACGGACUCGCGCAACAUCUCCUCUGGAUUCUCUUUCAACGCUCAAGAGGGAAUACGUAUGCACAGAGUAAACAUGAGUGAUAAAAACUUCUAUAAGUGCCGUGCCCUGGUGCAAGGACGGUGGGUGGAUUCAGCAAAAAUAGGCCUUAUUGUUGAAGCAAGCACCUUAUCUGUCACAAUUAAAACGAAAGAUCAUGUGAGACUACAAGGAGAACCUUUCAAUAUCACCUGCAGAAUAAGUUCCCGCUCCUAUUCCUAUGAGGCAAAGUGGACCUAUCCUUCCACUGCAAAUGUCAACUUGUUUCCAAUGGAAGAUUAUAAUGUGACCUCUAGAAAAUACUUCACAGACCAUACCCUGUCCAUUCCAGCAGUACGGUUGGAAGACACUGGGGAAUAUACUUGCUUGGGAACCAAUUCCGCAGGAACUAGUAGUUCAUCAGCCACCCUCCAGGUGAUAGAGAGUGGCUAUGUGCAUUUGUCCACCAUACAGAACAGAAGCCAAGAGACAAAUUUGCACAGCAGCCUGAACCUGCACGUGCUCAUUGAGGCUUAUCCUAGACCUCACACACAGAGAUGGACAUACAUGAACCCAUCAAGGAGCUCCCAGAAUUUCACACUCAAUAUGGAAAUGACUUCUGGCAACAACAGGUACAACAAUACGCUCAAACUGAACAGGAUGGAGGAAAAGAAUGGUGGAAUAUACACAUUUUUUGUAGAUAAUGGUGAAGCCAACGCAUCCAUCACCUUCAACAUCUCAGUGAAAACUCCCCCUACAGCUAAACUGAUGGACAACAGCUCCGGCAGCCUUUGGUGCGAAGCCAGUGGUUAUCCUGCUCCACACAUUGAGUGGUAUAAAUUGCCUCGCAAUCUUCAUCCAGACAGAUGUGACCAAGGUGGAAUCCUGCUUAUAAAAGACACCAGCCCAGAGAUAACACAUGAAAUUCCCUUCGGAAGAGUGACAUCGAAGAGCACCCUCAAAAUUGAUGAGAUGCUGGACAACGUGACAUACUGCUGCCUAGCAGUUAAUAACAUGGGGAAUGGAUCCAGUUUCGGUCCAUUGGUUCGGUACAUAGCAUCUGAACCCCUGAGCGAAUUCCCCAAACCAAUUCUUAUUGCAUGUGCUGGGACGAUGCUUUUCCUGCUUCUGUGUAUCAUCUUCCUAGUCUACAAGUAUAAACAGAAACCAAAGUACCAAGUCCGUUGGAAGAUCAUUGAGGCCUGUGAGGGAAACAAUUACACUUUUAUUGAUCCCACCCAGCUUCCUUACAAUGAGAAGUGGGAAUUUCCCAGGAACAACCUGCAAUUUGGAAAGACCCUUGGAGCUGGAGCUUUUGGAAAGGUGGUUGAGGCCACUGCUUUUGGACUUGGGAAGGAAGAUUCUAUCCUGAAGGUGGCUGUGAAAAUGCUUAAAUCAACAGCACAUACUGAUGAGCAAGAAGCCCUCAUGUCAGAACUGAAGAUCAUGAGCCAUUUAGGUCACCAUGACAACAUCGUCAACCUGCUGGGAGCAUGUACACAUGGAGGCCCUGUAUUUGUCAUCACUGAGUAUUGUCCUUAUGGGGACUUGCUGAAUUUCCUGCGAAAGAAAGCAGAGUGUCUCAUAAUCCAGGAUUUAACAUUUGAGUCUUCUCUUGAUAACAUGGCAGCAGACUAUAAGAAUAUGUACCUUGGGAAGAAAUACGUCCGGAGUGACAGUGGAAUCGGUACCCAGUGUUUGGACAGUUAUUUGGAAAUGAAACCAGUAACAGCAUCAGGCUGUAUGCCACCAAACGGGAGGAGCUCGGUGUCAGGAGAGGACAUGGACGGCCAUCCUCUCGACCUGUAUGACUUGCUGCAUUUCUCCAACCAGGUGGCCCAAGGAAUGGCUUUUCUUGCUUCAAAAAACUGCAUCCACAGAGAUUUGGCAGCAAGAAAUGUGCUAGUGGCUGAUGGACGAGUGGCCAAGAUCUGCGACUUUGGCCUGGCCAGAGACAUCAUGAAUGAUGCUAACUAUGUUGUUAAAGGCAAUGCUCGCCUGCCAGUGAAGUGGAUGGCACCCGAGAGCAUCUUUGAAUGCGUCUACACAGUACAGAGCGAUGUGUGGUCUUACGGCAUCCUUCUCUGGGAGAUAUUCUCCCUAGGCAGGAGCCCCUAUCCUGGCAUGAAAGUGAACAGCAAGUUUUACAGCCUGGUAAAACAAGGAUACCAUAUGGGCAGACCUGAGUUUGCACCAGAGGAUAUGUACAACAUCAUGACUGCAUGCUGGAACAUGGAGCCCACUCAGCGGCCAACCUUCAGUCAGAUUUCCACUUUCCUUCAGAAGCAACUGGAUACCAGUAAGGAACAGGGUUACACCAACUUACCAGCCAGCACAGAAGAAGACAGCGGAUGUGAGCCUUCCAGCUAUUGUGAAGAUGAAUCUUGUGACACUGGAGAGAGCAUCCAACCCCUUCUGAACAGCAACAAUUACCAGUUCUGUUAAAGGGUAUACAACUGCACCCUACUUCUUGGUUCGAUUUCAACUGAAAUGUAGUUCUCACGCAGCUAUCACUCUGGGAGCAUUUCAUACCAGAAAGCCAGAUGUAACUUGUGGGCACUGCACUGGCAGCAGACUUCAAGACACGAAGCAUUGCCUGCCAUUACACAUCCCACCCCACCCCCCCGCUACUUGUAACUGGUUUCCAAUUUUUAUCGAGCUUAGCUUAGAGCAUGCAGGAAUCUUGGGCAGAAUCAUCGUAUAAAGUCAGCAGAUUGCCAUAGCCUACUACGCACCAGUCUUCAUAUAAGCGUGCUUGUAAGAGUUAGAGAGUGGGGAAUGUGGACUUUAAAACCAAGUUCUCUAUAUCUCCUGUACCUUUCACUGCUCAUCCAUCAGUAUAUGAGUUUAGAAUGGACUCCUUUCCCUAUCUUGACUUCUUCCUGGGAAGGAAUGCCACCUUGAUAAGAUUAGUCAAAAGCAAAUGGACAGAUCCUAUCCCAUUUGACUCUGGCUCAGGGAUUUUGCAAUAGUCAGGGUGGGAAAAGAAUCAUAACCAUUCCCCAUCUGUGAAGUUACAUCUCAAGAGGGGAAAUGACCUUAGCUGGAAGAAAGGUUCUCUAUUUCUCCACAGAUAAGAACUUCAAACAAGAAAGUAACAGCAACUCUUUCUCUCACUUGGGAUUACCAUUGUACCAUGUGCUAAUCGAGCAAACAAAAAUUUAAGUAUUAAACUGUGAUUUUUAGUAGUAUAUCCAAUCUAUUAGCAAAGCUUUAGAUUUAAAACACAUUACUAAUGAGUGACUUACAGUGCAGUUCUAUACAUGUCUAUGCAGCUGUAAUCAAGUUCCAUGGGGCUUACUCCCAGGUAAGUCGAUACAGGAUUGCAACCUCUCUUGCGCAACUGAUUUAAAUGACUGCUUUUUGUUUUGGAGACAUCAAUAUGUGAAAAUUUAGUGCCACAAAAUAUGUGAAAAUUUAGUGUCACAAAAAAGGAAGGGAGGGUAUUUUGGCCAAGCCUUAGUCAAUAUUGUUUAAUAUUGGACCCAGAGAUAAUCGCAGCCAUCAUUGUAGCUGAAUGUUUGAUCACUUAACCAGUUUUUAUAGUUUUUAGAAACUGGUAAUUUUUAUUUGCCAAUUUUUGGUUAAUGGAGAGAAAACUCACAAGGCUUAAUUCAUUCUUACUUGGCAAUUCAAAUGAAACAAGAAGCCAAAAGGAGCAAUAAGCUAGGGAAUGUACUACAUUAGGAAUAAUUUGCAACAGUAUUAGAAAGCAAGUUAUUAAAUCUGUGAUAGCAAGCAUUGAAAUAAUAGAAACAAUGUGAAUGGCUUGGCAUGCAACAGAUCAACAAGACAGGAAAUGACCUAGAAUAGUACCUAAAAUCCCAUUGAUUUUAAUGCGAGAGUUUAAAAAUUGUGAAAUGUUCUCCUUUAGGAAAGACUGGGUUUUAUUAACGACUGGAAUGUACCAGUAGCUCAUGAAGUCCCUACAUUUACUACAGCAAACACAAAUCACCAUUGCUGGAGGCUUUGUCCUUAGGGACAAACAAUAUUAGUAAAAUUAGAGAAAUUAGAAAACAAAGCAAAAUUAGAGCUCUCCAAUCUUUGCAUCUAAAACUUUGUCUGAGUUUCUAACAUCAUAUAUAUAAAGGGCAUUGCAGCAAUGUUUAUUGAGGCAAACACUCAGCUCGACUGGUUGUAAUCAAUUGUUUUAUUUUUCUGAAUUUUAUCACUCUUUGGCAUUGUUGCUCUGUAGUUUAUAACACUGAGAUUUUAUUGCAUUUGUGUUAAUAUGUAAGCUGCCCUGGGCGUUUUACACUGCAGGGUGGCGUUAAUGUGCUAAAAUAAAUUGUUGCAAUGUAUUAGUUUUUGGGUUACAAACGGGUAAGCAAAUCUCAGGCAAUUUUAUAUUAAGACUACUGACGUUUGAUAUUUUUUUCUGAAAUAUGAAAAAAAUAAAUAUUGUUAACCUGCUGCAGAAUGGAUGGGCAGUCUCAUCUGAAGUAUCUAACUCACAUUCUCCAACAGUCAACUGUAGCAAAUGUGAAUUUUUACUGCUUCCGUACACAAAUUGUCACAACUGUUUUAUGUAUUACUUUGUUAUUUUUACAUACACUGCA